Molecule: messenger RNA, 2332 nt
Organism: Salmo salar (Atlantic salmon)
Lineage: Eukaryota; Metazoa; Chordata; Actinopteri; Salmoniformes; Salmonidae
Source: RefSeq, a predicted model, not a curated record
GCAAGCUAGACAAGCAGUCAUCAUCAUGAAUCACGUCGACAAUCAUUGUCAUAUGAAGAUACAUUUUAUCUACAGUACAAUUUAUCUGUGCUCAUUGGCCAUAAACAUUACACAACAAGUUGGAAAUCGCAAAUUCAACAAUGAGUGGUUUGGAAGGAAUCAGUAGCUAACUGCAAGCGUUGCAAAGGAAUCACUAUUUUGCUUCCCCUGCUAUUCGGUGGAGAGGAUAUGUGGUCCAAGUCUUGGUUUAAGGAUUUAAAACAUCUGUCUGAAAGGGUCUUUUUUCUAAGCUUAAAAGGAUAAACAUUCAUAUGUAACACUAUGGGCCAAAAAAGGAUGAAUACAUUGGCCAUGCUGUCAAUCCAGCAAGACUUCUGCCUCGUUCAAAACAACUAGAAACUCGGAACAGGGAAAUCUCAGACUUCAGUGAGUUCAAGACAACUGGGAACUCAGAAGAAAACGAGCGCUGACUGGGCAAAUACGUUUUCAACUGUCAUCCAACUCAAAGUUCCAAGUCGGGAACUCUGACCUCUUUCUAGAGCUCUGACUUGAAGAUCACUGACGUCAUGAUUCGACCAGUUGUCUUGAAAGCACCAUAAAUCCAGAGAAUGCCAGAUGACAAAAUUUGCCCACAAGAAGGACCUUCGUGCCACCUUCCAGUUCAAGUGAACACAGCACAACGUGUCUGGGGCAGAGGGAACGGACCGGGCCCGUAUUGAGGUUGAGUCUGUGAGUAACGAGGACCUGCCAAUCGUGGAGAUCCCCACCACCUUCAAUGUCAGCUCCCUCAGCAGCCAGACCAGCGGCUUCUUCUCACAGGACCUCCAGGACCCCCAUGUACCCACCGCUCCGCCCCAGGAGCCUCCUGCCCCCAUCCCAAAGAGCCAGGGCCUGCUCACCCCACCCAGUUACCUCCCUUCCAAUGCUCUUCAUCAAGGUCCGGCCCUUCAUGCACGGUAUGGAAGCCCCAGAGGACACAAUGACUCCUUCAUCUAUGCGUCAAGUUUUUCGUGGUCUGGACACAGACUCAGGAAAACCCCCUUGCCCUAUCUAUGAGUGCCUUAUAUGUUGUGAUGGGGCUAACCGUGGCUCUUCAUGGUUUAUGGCCUUGCUAGUGCCAGUGUUGCACUGUCCUCCAUUGUUUAGAUUCUCUCUCAUGGUUCAUUUCUGGUGCUUCGGAUGGAGACUAAGACCCUAUGCAACCAGCUCCUGGCACACUGGCUGCUGCUGGUGAUUGUUGCAUGUGGUCUACUGGCCCUGAGUCUAGUCCAAGGCAUUGGGCUUGGAGUCUGUCUAUCCCUCAAGUGCGUCUGAGUGGGAGGAGCCCUGUGCUGCAGAUCAACAGUACGGGUGUAUGGAAGACCGUGUGCUCCGCCAACUGGGAUCACACGCUGGGUUAUUCUGCCUGCAAACAGCUGGGAUACUCCAGCUACGUCAGUGCCAGAUCCCUGCCCCUCUCCUCGUCGAGCCGGCCUUCCAGGCUAACCUGGUUUCAGUCAACCUGAUCGCCAGCAGACUGUCAAGAUCCACAACGCCACCUUCCUCAGGUCUGGUUGAGCCUAUCUGCCUGCCGAACUAUGGGGAGAGAUUUGAGGAGGGGAAGAUGUGCUGGAUCUCUGGGUGGGGUGCCACAGUGGAUGGAGGUGCGAAAGUGUACCAGGGUGCCAUCUCCCCUUGGAUGGUCUGUGCAGGCUACCUAGAGGGGGGCAAAGACUCUUGCCAGGGGGAUAGUGGAGGCCCUCUGGCCUGUGAGGACUCGUCAGUGUGGAAGCUGCCGGGGGCCACUAGCUGGGGCUAUGGCUGUGCUGAGAGGAACAAUCCUGCCGUGUACACUCUCAUCCCCCACACUCUGACCUGGAUCCACCAGCAGAUGGAGGUGAAUUCUACUGUUGAUACUGUAUACUGGUGCACUCAUGAACUCUACUGGUGGCAGACAGUAAUGCAAAAGGGUUACAGCUGCUAUACGAAGGAGAGAGAUACAUGGUUUAAAUGGACAGUUCACCUCAAAAUCAUAGUUUGUCAGAUGUUUUCAGACAUCCAAAUGAAUUUAGCCCUGGAUUUACUAAGAGUUUUCACCAGUUGCAGAAUGAACUGUUCCUUUAAGAGUGAAGUAGUCUUGGAAGUUUGAGACAGCCAGUGAAAUCAAUCAAUGGAAAACCUUUUUUAGUUUAUUAGUCAGCGAUGAAUGAUUGAUAUAUAAAAAUCUGUUAGUCUAUUUAACAUCCAAAUGACAUACUCCCAUUCUAUGAUAUCUACCCCCAGAAAGAAGAGGCACUGAGCCCUUGAUCCCCAAAGGAUACAGUAGCUGACAUAGAGUACUUUACUCAGAGAC